Jaminaea rosea is the source of this 327-nucleotide messenger RNA. RefSeq lists its product as hypothetical. The record is from RefSeq and is a predicted model, not a curated record. Lineage: Eukaryota; Fungi; Basidiomycota; Exobasidiomycetes; Microstromatales. The transcript is spliced from 3 exons. Bases 1 to 327 code for a protein of 108 amino acids.
AUGCGAUUGAUCUUUCUCAGCCUGACCGCUGUGGCUGUCGCUGGCCGGCUCGCUCUCGCUAGUAUUGCCUCGGCCGAAGUUGACCUCGAGGCCAAGGGUGAGCCCACGCACCAGCUCAAGUUGGAGGCUCACGUCGCAAAGCUCGACCCCACGCUGAAGGCUAGCGUGAAGUCUCGGGCUAAAGCUGACCAGAAUAGGCUCCGACAAAGAUCGGCAGCGCUUGCUGAAGGUGCUGUGAAGGUGCAAGGCACAGUGAAGGCAAGGAAGAACUGCCGCAGCACCCACACGAUUCCUGGGUACGCGAGUCAAGGAUCUGCGGUGAAAUAA